AUGCGACUCGAUCCCAACGCCCUCCCGCGCGGAGGCGCCAUCUGGACAUGCGCCCGAUGUAAAAACUCGCAUUCGCCGUUCCAAGGCUCACGGCGCGGAUAUAGCUCCUCCAAGAGACCUGUCAAGAUUAUUCGGCCGCGCAGAGGCGUGGUCUGGGCGGCGGCUGGUGGUGGUCUAGGAGCGAGUUUACUAUUCUUCGGCGAGGAUAUCAAACAUGGUUGGCUUGCCGCAGAACGCACUGGUCGGGUGGUCACGGCGUUGGCAGUGUGCAUCAAUGACUAUCGAGUUGCGCUCAAGCAAGACCUCGACGACCCCGAACAGGAAUCCGCCAUCCUCAAAGCCUGCCACAAACGCUGCGCCGAACGGACGUUGAAAGUGCUGGAGAAGAAUGGCUCGGUCUUUAUCAAACUCGGCCAACACCUGUCGUCCAUGGGUUAUCUCCUGCCCACGGAAUGGACCGAGACCUUUAUCCCUCUCCAGGACAAAUGUCCCGUGUCGUCGUUCGAGUCGAUAGAAGACAUGUUUCUCCGCGACACCGGCCACCGGAUAGAAGACGACUUCGACGAGUUUUCAAAGGAGCCCAUUGGAGCGGCUUCGUUGGCACAGGUGCAUAUCGCCAAGCUGAAAAACUCCGAUCAGAAGGUAGCGGUCAAGGUCCAACAUCCCAGUCUGGAAGAGUGGGUGCCGCUGGACCUGGCCCUGACCAGAUUUACCUUCCGCACGUUAAAAAGAGCCUUUCCCGAGUACGACUUGGAGUGGUUGAGCAGGGAGAUGGAUAUCUCCCUGCCGCAAGAACUGGAUUUCAAUCUGGAAGGAACAAACGCCAUGAGGGCCAAGGAAUACUUCGAACAACACACCAACCUGCCGGUCAUCAUUCCGAAAGUCAUCUCCGCAAGGCGACGCAUCCUGGUCAUGGACUACGUGACGGGAGCCCGAGUGGACAACUGGGCCUACUUCGACCAGAAUAACAUCUCCAGAGAGGAAGUGUCGGCGGCGCUGGCCAGGAUCUUCAAUGUCAUGAUCUUCCAAAACGACGCGCCUUUACAUUGUGACCCACACGGCGGCAAUCUCGCGGUUUGCCAUAACCCGAAGCGAAGGUAUCCGCACAACUUCGAUGUCAUCCUUUACGACCACGGGCUCUACCGCAUGCCGGAUAAGAAGCUGAGACACGACUAUGCCAAGUUGUGGCUGGCCGUCAUCAACGGCGAUGAAGCGGAAAUGCGCAAAUACGCCUACGAAAUCGCCGGCAUCACCGACGACCAAUUCCCCCUCUUCGCGUCGGCCAUUACAGGUCGCGAUUACCGGGUCUUGAAAAGCCACAAAAUCGCCACGUCGAUGCGCGACUCACAUGAGAAGGAGGUCCUCACCGAAGCCUUUGGGGACGAUCUCAUCCAGCAACUCGUCCAGCUUUUGGGACAUGUCCCUCGGAUUAUCCUUCUCAUUUUGAAAACGAACGAUCUCACCCGCAGCUUGGACGAGUCGUUGGGAUCGAAGCAGCCAAUGCGGCCUAUGAUGAUCCUUGCGCGGUACGCUAGUCUUAGGGUGUGGGAGGAGGAAAAGGACAGGAUUCGUCGGCAGGGAGGUUUGCUAAACCCGAGGAAUUUCUUCACUUUGUUCCAUGCCUGGUGGAGUCACAUGAAGAUUGAGCUGAAGUUGUUUGGUUAUGAGCGGUAUUUGUCUAUACGGAGGCAUCUGGGGCUUGAAGGGUGA
Molecule: messenger RNA, 1710 nt
Organism: Capronia coronata CBS 617.96
Lineage: Eukaryota; Fungi; Ascomycota; Eurotiomycetes; Chaetothyriales; Herpotrichiellaceae
Product: Atypical/ABC1/ABC1-B protein kinase
Exons: 2
Coding region: 1-1710 (569 amino acids)
Biological process (GO): lipid homeostasis; mitochondrion organization
Cellular component (GO): mitochondrial inner membrane
Source: RefSeq, a predicted model, not a curated record